AUGGACGCCAUGGCAGCAGCUGAUGUGAUGCUAGGAAUUGAUCUCUUCCCCUGCCUCAACAACGGGAUUCUUCUCAUGCUUUGUGUGUUCGGGAACUUCAUGGCAAACCGUGCUGCAAUGUCAAGAAUCAGACGAAUGGCUCCUGUGUAUAAGAUGCUGGCAGAGGUGAAUGAUGCUGCUGGGAAAGGUGGAGACCAGCCCCCUUCUUCCUCCUGUGAAACCAACCCCCUCUUAUCCCUUCCCCGAACAACUCCGCCCGAUCCCUUGAACUGCCAUACCCCCAAUCAAUUAACCACAACGCAGAUUUGUUAUUUCAUCGAGCUGGAAAUCGACUCGUUCGCCGGGAGCGGGGCGGAAACCUCGUCGGCGGCGAGGGACGACGAAGACGAGCUGAUUCUGGAAGCAAUCGCCAGGCUUCCGUCGGAGAAGCGGGACAGGUACGCGGUGCUGAGGAGGACCGAGACCAUCGAUUUGCAUAAAUUGAAAAAGACGGACAGAGAGCUGCUGGUGAAGAAGGCUCUGGCGACCAAUUCGCAGGACAAUUUCAAGCUGCUUUCGGCGAUCAAGAGCCGGCUGGAUCGGGUCGGGAUCGAGGUGACGACGGUGGAGGUGAAAAGGUGGAGCGGCCGAUGGAUGCGGAGGGAAAGGUUUGAAUGGGUUUGUGGACCACCUCACGGAUUGGAUCCGGUCCGGGAAGAUGAUUGA
Molecule: messenger RNA, 705 nt
Organism: Linum tenue
Lineage: Eukaryota; Viridiplantae; Streptophyta; Magnoliopsida; Malpighiales; Linaceae
Source: the annotation of a GenBank genome assembly